GAGCCACCUUCACUUCCUACUCCCUGAGGCUUCCUCCAGUCUUCUUCCGGCUUCCGUCUGCUUCCAUCCCGCCUUCGCCGGCUGUAGUGCCGAUGCUCCCCAAACGGCGGCGAACGCGGGUCGGGUCCCCUGGCGGCGAUGCCGCCUCCUCCGAGCGGCCCUCGACGCGCUUCCCCGGUGUCACCAUCUACUUGGUCGAGCGGCGUAUGGGUCGCAGCCGCCGGGCCUUCCUCACACGCCUGGCGUGCUCCAAAGGCUUCCGCGUCCUCGACGCCUGCAGCUCCGAGGUGACGCACAUUGUGAUGGAGCAGACUUCAGCAGAGGAAGCUGUCUGCUGGCAGGAGCGCAGGGAAGCAGCUGCCCCCUCAGAAUGCACUCCUGCAACUCUGCUGGACAUAAGCUGGUUCACAGAGAGCCUGGCAGCUGGGCAGCCUGUACCCGUGGAGUGCCGGCACCGCCUGGAGGUGGCAGAACCCAGGAAGGGGCCCCCAAGCUCAAUAUGGAUGCCAGCCUAUGCCUGCCAGCGCCCCACACCCCUCACACACCACAACAUCAGCCUGUCGGAGGCUCUGGAGACGUUGGCAGAGGCAGCAGGCUUUGAAGGCAGCGAGGGCCGCAGCCUUACCUUUCUCAGGGCAGCCUCUGUGCUCAGGGCCCUUCCCAGACCUGUUGUAGCUGUGACCCAGCUGCGGGGGCUGCCUCACGUUGGAAAACAUUCUUUCAGGGUUGUGCAGGAGCUUCUGGAGCACGGAGUAUGUGAGGAGGUGGAGAGAGUCCGGCACUCAGAGAGGUACCAGACCAUGAAGCUCUUCACCCAGAUCUUUGGGGUUGGUGUGAGAACUGCUGACCGGUGGUACCAGGAAGGGUUGCGAACCCUGGAUGACCUCCGAGAACAGCCCCAGAGACUGACUCAGCAGCAGAAAGCAGGUGUCCAGCAUCACCGAGACUUGAGCACCCCAGUCCUGCGGCCCGACGUAGAGGCCCUGCAGCAGCUGGUGGAGGCAGCUGUAGCGCAGGUCCUGUCUGGGGCCACUGUCACUCUGACUGGUGGCUUCCGAAGGGGGAAGUUGCAGGGCCAUGAUGUGGACUUCCUUAUUACCCACCCCGAGGAGGGCCAGGAGGCAGGGCUGCUACCCAGAGUCAUACGCUGUCUGCAGGACCAGGGCCUUGUCCUGUACCAGCAGUACCAGCACAGCCUCUAUGGGGCUCCUUCCCAUCACAGCCACACCAUGGAUGCUUUUGAGAGGAGUUUCUGCAUUUUCCGCCUGCCACAACCCCCAGGAACUUCUGCCAGGGGGGCCCCUUCCUGUCCAGCAUGGAAGGCUGUGAGAGUGGACUUGGUGAUAGCACCCAUCAGCCAGUUCCCUUUUGCUCUGCUUGGCUGGACUGGCUCCAAGCUCUUUCAGAGGGAUCUGCGCCGCUUCAGCCGGAAGGAAAAAGGGCUGUGUUUGAACAGCCAUGGGCUGUUUAACCCAGAGCAGAACACAGUUUUCCAUGUGGCUUCAGAGGAAGACAUCUUCAGACACCUGGGCCUCGAGUACCUUCCUCCAGAGCAGAGAAAUGCCUGAGCCUGCCUGUGGCCCCCACUUCCACUCAGGAAAGGAGGGGAGGAGCUGCCCCUGACUUGGCCACUGAACAUCUCCAGGCAGAAGGUGCACCACUGCCUCCCUCUUCACCUUCAUCUCUCCUGGGUAGAAGAACCCCACCUGUGGGGUCCUGGCUUUGCUAGAGGUCAGUUUUGUCUGACCUGUCAGCCCCCAUCAGCUGUGGGGCAUCCGUGAGGUAGGGGCCUUCAUGCCCCUCUCAUCACUGUGGCACCCUGGGUCAGCCCUCAGCCUCCCCAGGACUCAGGUUCCUGCCCUGGACAGGGUCUGAGCAAGGCCUGCCAUGUGGACCCGUGACACAGACUGGUCAUGAAUGCCACAUCUCUGCCUGGAACACAGCCUUGGAUCAGUUAGUUGCCGUUACUGUGACUCCUAUAGGGCACCUGGCUUGGAGUGUCCCUGCCCUGCAUUUGAGCCAUGAGGUGGCAGUUACAGUUCUUGGUAUGGGAUGCUAAGGGGUGUGCUGUAGGCGUCUAGGGAGGGUGAAGUCUGGGGAGAGAGUGUGAGGAAGAGAACUUCCAGUGCUCAGGCUUCACCUCUGCAGCCCCCACCCACGCUUUCUGCUUCUGCCUUUAGGGCCUGGUCUCAGCGUAGUCUUUUAAAAAUAGGUCACAUCCUGCCACUGCUCCCUCAGAGCCCUCUCUCCCAUGGUUCCAAACUCAGAUUCCUCCAUAGCUUCCAGGCCUCUGUUAUUUCUUCCUCGCCUCUCUCCAGCCUGGCUGGCCCCAGCUUCUGCCUGUCUCACUGCUUUCCUUGAUGCGCCAUAGGCCCCAAGUGGCCCGGUCCUUCUUCACAGAAGCAGAAGCACUGAGGUGGGCUGGACACACCUGUCCCCUCUGAGUUCUCAUCCCCCGAAGCACGCUUUGACCUCAGGGGCUUUGUUUUUGCCACACUGUCCAUCUGGAGUGUGCUUUCUCCUCCUCCUCCCGGCCUUCACUCAAAAGUCACUUUGUCAGCGGAGGACUUCCCAGACCACUUACCACAUUAAAAUAUAUUUUUAAAAUGAACGUGUAGUAAAAUGGACUCUUUGUGGGUGCAGUUUGGUCAAUUUUCACACAUGUAGACUCAUCCACUUCUGUUACCAUCAAGGCACACCAGAUCCAACCCCAGAAUCUUCCCUCAUGCUACCCCAUUGUGAUCAUCUGGCUCCCCACCCUGUGCCCACUCAUCCAGUUUUCCUUUCUCUGUGAUGUCAUAAAUGGAACCAAACUAUGUGUAACCUUUUGACUGACAUCUGUCCCUCAGCAGGAUACCUUUGAGAUUCUUGCAGGCUGUUGUGCGUAUAGCUGGUUCCUUUUGUUAAUUUUUUGUGACAGGGUAUCACUGUUGCCCCAGCUAGACUGCAGUGAUGUCAUCAUAGUUUACAGCAACCUAAACUCCUGGGUGCAAUCGAUUCUUCUGCAUCAGCCUCCCAAGUAACUGGGAUUACAGGCAUGUGCCACCACACUCACCUAAUUCGUUCUAUUAUUUAUUUAUUUAUUUUUGCUGCUUUUCAGAAUAUUGAGGUGUACACAUUUUAUUUACAUAUUUUGUUUUCAUACAGAUGUCAGAAGUUAUAGCGUACCAGAUAGCAUGCACUAUACCCAAUAGGUGUGAAUUUGCCUAUCUCCUCUUGCUCCCUACCUAACAUCCCCAGCUUGAUUUUCAUGGAGAUUUACUUCCAAAUGUGCACUUCAGUGUUAAAUGAUUAGUUCAGAUUUGGUUGACUAUGUGUAUUUGUUUCUCCAUUCUUGUAAUGUUUCAUUUAGAAGGAUGGUUUCCAGUUCCAUCCAGGUUGUCACAAAAGAUACUAGAUCACCGUUUUCUUUAUGGCUCAGUAGUACUCCGUAGUAUGCAUAUACCACGUUUUUGUUAAUCCAUUCAUGUAUUGGUGGGCACUUGGAUUAUUUCCACAUCUUUGUGAUUUUGAAUUGUGCUGCUAUAAACAUUUAGGUGCAGGUGUCUGUUUUAUAAAAUGACCUUUUUCCUUUGGGUAUAUACCCAACAGUGGGAUUGCUGCAUCAAAUGGGAGGUGUCCUUUAAGUUCUUUGAAGUUUUUCCAUACACCUUUACAUAGAGGUUGCACUAGUUUGUAGUCCCAGCCAGUGGUGUGAAAGAGUUCUUUUUGUUCCACCUCCAGUUAGCAUCUGUUCUGGGACUUUUUAAUGCAAGUCAUUCUCAUUGGAGUUAGGUGAUGUCUCAUUGUAGUUUUGAUUUGUAUUUCCCGAAUGAUUAGAGACGUUGAACAUUUUUCACAAAUCUGUUGGUCAUUAGUAUAUCUUCCUUUGAAAAGUUCUGUUUAUGUCUUUUGUCUUUUUGGGGGGAGGGGAGACACAGUCUCACUCUGUUGCCCUGGUAGAGAGUGCCAUGGCAUUAUCUUAGCUCACGGCAACCUCAAACUCUUGGGCCUAAGCAAUCCUCUUGCCUCAGCCUCCCAAGUAGGUGGGACUAUAUAGGUACCCAUCACAAUGCCCAGCUAAUUUUUCUAUUUUUAGUAGAGAUGGGGUCUUGCUCUUGCUCAAGCUGGUCUCAAACUCCAGAGUGCUAGGAUUACAGGCAUGAGCCGCUGCACUAGGCUUUUGCCUGCCUUUUCUUUUUUUUUUUUUUGGAGACAGAGUCUCACUAUGUUGCCCUCAGUAGAAUACCGUGGUGUCACACCUCACAGCAACCUCCAACUCCAACUCUUGGGCUCAAGUGAUUCUCCUGCCUCAGCCUCCCAAGUAACUGAACUACAGGUGCCGACCACAAUGCCCGGCCAUUUUCUGUUGCAGUUGUCAUUGUUGUUUAGCUAGCCUGGGCUGGGUUUUGAACCCAUCAGCCUUGGUGUACAUGGCUGGCACCAUAACCACUUUGCUAUGGGCACUGAGCCUUUUUGCCCAAUUUUUAAUGGGGUUGUUUCUUGCUAAUUUGCUUGAGUUCUUUGUAGAUUCUGGUCAUCAGUCCUUUAUCAGAAGUAUAAUACACAAAUAUUUUCUCCUAUUCUGUGGGUUGUCUGUUUCCACUUUUGAUUGCAUCCUUGGCUAUAGCCAAGUUUUUAAAUUUGAUUAGGUCCCAUUUGUCUGUUUUUGCUAUUGCUAUGAUUGCUUUUGGGGUCUUUUUGUGAAAGCCAAUAUUUAUAAUUUUUUUCCAGCCUCUUCUAGAAUUCUUAUAGUUUCCUGCCUUAGGAUUAAGUCUGUUAUCUGUUAUGAAUUUUUGUGAGAGGCGAGAAGUGUAGAUCCUGUAUUAGUCUUUCACAUGUGGCUGUCUAGUUUUCCAAUCACCAUUUAUUUAACAUAGAUUUGUUUUGUUUCCCUAGUGUGUGUUUUUAUCUGUUUUGUCAAAAAGCAGAUGGAAUAUGAGGAUGAUUUUUUCUGGAUUCUUUGUUCUGAUCCAGUUCCAUGCUGUUUUGGUCACUAUAUAUUUUACUAUAGCCUUGUAGUAUAGCUUGAAGUCUGGUAAAAUGAUUCCUCUUGUUUUUUUCGUAUUACAAAAGGUUGCAUUGACAAUUCAGGGGUCUUUUCUGGUUCCGUACAAAGCAUACAACUAUUUUUUUCUAGCACUGCAAAAAAUGGCAUUGGUAUUUUAAUGGGGAUGCGUAGUAUCUGUAAAUCACUUUGUGUAGUGCAGCCCUUUUAACAAUAUUGAUUCUGCCAGCCCAUGGGCAUCAUGUUUUUCCGUCUGUGAUUUCCAUCAUGUUUACAUCCUCUGUGAUUUCUCUCCUCAGUGUUUCGUAAUUCUCCCUACAAAGGUAUUUCACCGCCUUUCCUGAGUAUAUUACUAGGAGCCAAGGGGAGUGGCUCGCGCCUAUAAUCCUAGCGUGCUGGGAGACUAAACUGGGUAGAUUGCUUGAACUCAGGAGUCUGAGAUCACCCUGAGCAAGGGGGAGACACCAUCUCUACUAAAAAUAGAAAAACUAGCCAGGCAUGGUGAUGCAUGCCUAUAGUCCCAGCUACUCUGGAGGCGGAGGCAGAAGGAUCUCUUGAUCCUGGAAGUUUGAAGUUGCUGUGAGCUAGGCUGCUUCCCUCUCAUUUGGCCUCUCACUUGAGAGCCAGUGGUGUUGGGACUGUCUUAUUGGCUUGUCUCUGCGACUCCAAAGAUCAGUCCCUGGAGACUGUGUCAGGAAGAAGAGUACUGAGCCUGAGUUGUCUUUGGGGUACCCUAGCAGGUUUAAUGACCUUUUGGGUUACCUCUGACCUGCUGGCUUCUCUUCCCAACAGAGUGUAGUGAGUUGGGGCCCCCAGCUUACUCUUGGUGAUGAUGGGUGUUACUUGUGAAUGUGAAUUAGCCAUUCCCUGUUGGCUUGAAAGAAGCUUUGAGGGGCUAUAUUGUUGGUGUUUGUGUGAGUGAGCCACUGUCAAGAUGUUCUUUUUGUGUCUGUGGUAGACUCUGGUCCCCAGCCGACAACUUGAGUGCCCCAAGCUUUAAGAGGGACCCUAUAGCUCCCAAGGGGUUUCUUAAUCUCCAUCACCACCAAAGUAGUGGGGAGCAGUAAGGUAGUUUGUGGCUAGGUUGUGUGAGUCUCCCUGUUAGUGGGGGGCACCUGUGGGAAGGAACCAGCUGCAGCACCGUUUCUGGGUCCUGGACUUGCUCCAGUUGCUCAGGAGAAACACAUUACACAUAAAUGCCCCAGAUGGUGGGCAGGGCCCCGGAGCUUCUAGAAGAGUCCUUUAUCUCUGCUGCAGCCCAUGCAGGUGGGAGAGUGCCGUUGGACAGGGCUGGGUUGGGCAAGCUGGUCCUCAGGCUCCACAAACACUGACCGGUUAGCUGUUGUGGUUGAGGGUUAAAGGGCUGCUCCCAGUUUCUGGGUGGAGCCCCACCCAGCCAGAAAGUCUAUUUAUAGAGGCAGGUCUAUCAAAGACUUGGGGACUGGGAGCCCUCAGUGGGCCUCGCCCUUCUCCCUGCCCUCUGCUCUACAGUCUCCCCCCAGCAUCCACUGCAGGCUAAGCAAGGGAACUCAGCUGGCCUGGGAUCCCCUAUUUUUAGUAGAGAUGGGGGUCUUGCUCUUCAUCAGGCUGGUUUCAAACUCUUGAGCUCAAGUGAUCUUCUCUACCUCAGCCUACCAGAGUGUGAUGACAGGUGUGAGCCACCACACCCAGACAUAUGUUUAAGUUUAUAAGAUAUAGCCAAAUUGUUGUCCAGACUGCUACUUUCAUUUUGUAGUCCGCUGGCAAUGUGAGCCACCCUUGUAAGUUAAACAUUUUGCAGUAGCCGGUGGUUCUGUAUCCUUGCCAACAGUCGACAUUUUCAGUAUUUAACUGUUCUCUUAGGUAUGUAGUAGUAGCUCACUAUGGUUUUAAUUUGCACUUUCCUAAAAUCUGACAAUAUGAAGCAUCUUUUCAUGGGCUUAUUUGCAAUCUGUAUAUCUUAUCUGGUGAAGUGUCUGUUCAAGUUUUUGCUUAUUUAAAAAAUUGAAGUGUUGGGGUGGCACCUGUGGCUCAGUGGGUAGGGUGCCGGCCACAUAUACCAAGGGUGGUGGGUUUGAACCCGGUCCAGGCCAAACUGCAACAACAAAAUAGCCGGGUGUUGUGGUGGGCGCCUAUAGUCCCAGCUACUCGGGAGGCUGAGGCAAGAGAAUCGGCUAAGCCCAAGAGCUGGAGGUUGCUGUGAGCUGUAACUCCACAGCACUCUACCGUGGGCGAUAAAGUGAAACUCUGUCUCAAAACAAACAAACAAAAAAAUUGAAAUAUUGGUUUUCUUACUGUUGAAUUUUGAAUGUUCUUUAUAUAAUAUAUAAUUGGUAAAUAUUUUUCCCCAGUGUGUAGACUGUUUGUUCUUUGUUGUUGUUGUUGAGACAGAGUCUUGCUCUGUUGUACAGGCUAGGCUGCCAUGGCCUCAGCUUAGCUCACAGCAACCUCAAACUCCUGGCCCCAAUCUACUGCCUCAGCCUCCUGAAUAGCUAGAACUACAGGUGUACACCACCAUGCUUGGCAAGUUUUACUAUUUUUAGUAGAGAUGGGGUCUCCCUUUGCUCAGGCUGGUCAUGUAAAGCAAUACUACUGCCUCAGCCUCCAAGAGUGUUAGGAUUACAGGCAUGGGCCACUGUGCCUGGCCUUCUUUUUAUUCAUUUAACACUGUAUUUUUCAGAGUAAAAGUGUUUAAUUUUGAUGAAGUCCAGUAUAUCAAUUUAUUAAAUUUAUCAGGUUUUGGGGUUUUUUUUGUUUUGUUUUUUUUUGUGAGAAAGAGUCUCACUUUGUCACCCUUGGUAGAGUGCCGUAGUGUCACAGCUCACAGCAACCUCAAACUCUUGGGCUUAAGCGAUUCUGUUGCCUCAGCCUCCCGAGCAGCUGGGACUACAGGUGCCCACCAUAAUGCCCAGCUAUUUUUGUUGUUGUUGUUGUCAUUGUUGUGUAGCUGGCCUGGGUCGGGUUUAAACCCGCCAGCCUCGAUACAUAUGGCUGGCGCUGUAACCACUGUGCUACGGGCACCAAGCCAAAUUUAUCAGUUUUUUCACAUGCUUUGGGGUCAUAUCUCUGGCCCCAAAUGACCCCGAGUUAUAAUGAUUUUCUGUUUUUUUUUUAUUUUUAUUUUUUUGAGACAGAGUCUCACUCUGUCGCCCUCGGUAGAGUGCUGUAUCAUCAUAGCUUAUGGCAACCUCAAAUUCUUUGGCUUAAGUGAUUCUCUUGCCCCAGCCUCCUGAGUAGCUGGAACUAAAGGUGCCUACCACAACACCUGGCUAUUUUUUUGUUGCAGUUGUCAUUGUUGUUUACCAGGCCCAGGCCAGGCUCAAACCCACCAGCCCUGGUGUAUAUGGCCGGCACUCUAACCGCUGAGCUACAGGCACCAAGCCUGUUUUCUUUUUUUAAAAUCAUAACUGUAUACAUUUAUGGGGUACAAUGUGAUGAUUUGAUAUAUAAUGUGGAAUGCUUAAACUGAUUAACAUAACCAUCACCUCAUUUAUUGUGAUAAGACAUUUAUAAUUUACUCUUAGUUAUUUUAUAGGUUUAUAGUUUGCACUUAGAUUCAUGGUUUAUUUUGAGUUAAUUUUUGUUGAAGGUGCGACAAUUAGGUUUAGGGUUUUGCAUAUGGCUGUCCAAUUGUUCUGACACAAACACUGUCCUUUCUUUAAUGAAUUGCCUUUGAACUUUUGUAAAAAACCUGUUGGCUAUAUUUAUGUGAUUUGAUUUAUGGACUCAAAUCUGUUCCAUUUAAUUCUGGGUGUGUCCCUUCAGAAAUAUCAUACAUGUAUUAACUCUAUUUAGAAUACUUAAUAUCAGGUAUAUGACUUCAACAACUUUGUUCUUUUCAAAUUGUUUUGACUAUUUUAUUUCCUUUAACUUUCUAAAUAAAUUUUUGUAUCAGCCUGUGUUGGGAUUUUGAUUGGAAUUAGCACUAAAUCUAUAGAACAAUUUGGGGAAACUAACAUCUUAACUAUAGUAGAUCUUGCAAUUCAUGAACACAGUGCGUCUCUCCAUUUAUUUUGAUUUUCUUUCCUUUCAUCAGUGUUUUGUAGUUUUUCAACAUAUAGACCUGGCACCUAUUUUGUUAGAUUUAUACCUAUGUUUUUUAUUUUCUUGGCGCUAUUAUAUUUUUCUUUCAUUUUCCAGUUUUUCAGUACUAGCACAUGGAAAUAUAAUUAAUUUUCAUGUAUUUGUCUUAUUUUUUUAUUAAAUCAUAGCUGUGUACAUUAAUGCGAUCGUGGGGCACCAUACACUGGUUUUAUAGACUGUUUGACACAUUUUCAUCACACUGGUUAACAUAGCCUUCCCGGAAUUUUCUUAGUUAUUGUGUUAAGACAGUUAUAUUCUACAUUUACUAAGUUUUACAUGUACCCUUAUAAGAUGCGCCGCAGGUGUAAUCCUUAUUUAUCUUAUAUACCAAAAAGUUCUUAAAGAUUUAUGGUGGAGUCCAUGUUUAAAAACAAUUAUAUUUCUCCCUUUCAAUCUUGAUGCCUUUUAUCUCUUUUUCUUGCAUUAUUGCAUUGACAAGGACUUCCAGUACAGUGUUGCACAGGAAUAGUAAGAGUGGACAUCUUUGCUUUGUUCCUGAUCUUAGGUAGAAAAGACUCAAAGUUUCACCAUUAAGUAUGAUGUCAGAUAUAGGAUGUAGAUGACUGUUAUCAGGUCAAGGAAGUUCCCUUUUAUUCCUAGUUUUCUGAAAGUUUUAUAAUGAAUUUUAUUAGAUGCUAUAUCUGCAUAAAAUGAUAAGAUUAUUUGAAUUUUCUUUAGCCUGUUAACAUUGACUUUGUAAUAUUGAGCCAGUUUUGAAUUCUUGGGCUAAAUCACAUUUGGUCUUGGUAUGUUGUUUUUAUUUUAUUUUACUUUUUAUUUAUUUUUUGAGACUCUGUCACCCUCAGUAGAGUGCCGUGGUGUCACAUCUGACAACAACCUCAAACUCCUGGGCU
Messenger RNA from Nycticebus coucang (slow loris), 9903 nucleotides. It is a transcript of the gene POLM, whose product is annotated as DNA polymerase mu. The transcript is spliced from 11 exons. NCBI's taxonomy places the organism in Eukaryota, Metazoa, Chordata, Mammalia, Primates, Lorisidae. Bases 93 to 1568 code for a protein of 491 amino acids. Gene Ontology annotation, molecular function: DNA-directed DNA polymerase activity; DNA binding. Gene Ontology annotation, biological process: double-strand break repair via nonhomologous end joining. The record is from RefSeq and is a predicted model, not a curated record. Gene Ontology annotation, cellular component: nucleus.